AUGUCGUCCGCCCCCACGCACAUCCUCUUCGAGUGCGCGACCGGGUGCGCCGUGUUCGAGGUGGCCGCCGUCGAGGAGAUCGGUGCGCUGACCCGCGCGGUGCAGGAGAGCGUCAACGAGGUCAACACGUUUGGCAAGAUGGUCAAGCUCCUCUCAUUCUCUCCGUUCAAGAACGCCCUCGAUGCGCUCCAAGCUUCGCUCGACAUCUCCGAAGGCGUCGUCAACGACUACCUCAAGUCGCUGUUGACGCUCAACCUGUCUUCCGGCAAGAAGAAGAGUGUGGUGCUCGGUGUGCAGGAUAGGAACCUUGCGUCGUCGAUCGUGGGCGAGCUGGGCAUUCCUUGUGAUACCGGCGAGACGUCGCUCGAGUUGAUCCGCGGUGUGAGGCAGCAUGCGGAGAAGCUGUUGAAGGGCAUGGCCGAUGGUGAUCUGGCCAAGGCGCAGUUGGGUCUGGGUCACAGCUACUCGCGUUCCAAGGUCAAGUUCAACGUCAACCGAUCGGAUAACAUGAUCAUCCAGGCGAUUGCGCUGCUGGAUACGCUCGACAAGGACGUCAACACCUUUGCGAUGCGCGUUCGCGAGUGGUACGGUUGGCACUUCCCCGAGCUCGUCAAGUUGACCUCUGAUAACUUGACGUACGCUAAGCUGGCCAAGCUCAUCCGCAACAAGGAGCGUCUUUCGGAGGAGGACGUGGAGGACAUGACCGAUCUGCUCAACGGUGACGAGACCACCGCCAAGAACAUCCUCGACGCCGCGCGCGCCAGUAUGGGGCAGGAGAUCGGCGAGCUCGACAUGCACAACAUCCUCAACUUUGCCGAGCGCGUCAUCAACCUGGGCGAGUACCGCAAGAACAUGCACAAGUACCUCAUCGAGAAGAUGCACCUCGUCGCACCGAAUCUGUCGGCGCUGUUGGGUGAGAUCAUCGGUGCGCGCCUGAUCAGCCAUGCUGGUUCGCUGACGAACCUGGCCAAGUACCCUGCUUCGACGGUGCAGAUCCUGGGUGCGGAGAAGGCGCUCUUCCGCGCGCUCAAGACCAAGGGCAACACUCCCAAGUACGGUCUCAUCUACCAUGCGUCCGCCAUCGCGCGUGCUGCGCCCAAGAACAAGGGCCGCAUGUCGCGUUUCCUCGCUAACAAGAUCUCGAUCGCCUCGCGCAUCGACUGCUUCAGCGAGACGCCCACGACCAAGUUCGGCGAGGUGCUCGCGGUGCAGGUCGAGGAGAGGCUUGCGUUCUACGAGACGGGCAAGGCGCCCAGCAAGAACGCCGAUGCCAUGAGCAAGGCUAUCAAGGCCAUCGAGGCCGCGGCCGGCGAUCUCAUGGACGAGGACGCCGAAGACGAUGAUGAGGACUCUUCCGAUGACGACUCCGAGGACGAGGUGGAGGAGAAGGAAGAGACCAUGCCCGCCGCCGUCGGCGUUACAGAUCCCGCCGACAAGAAGAAGGCCAAGAAGGACAAGAAGGAGCUCAGCGAGGGCAAGAAGAAGUACAAGUCGAAAAUGGCCGACAAGAAGGAGCGCAAGAAGGUGGAGAAGGCGGCCAAGAAGCUCGCCAAGGAGUCACGAAAGAGCACCAAGAACAAGGACAAGUACAACAAGGACAAGAAGGACAAGAAGGCCAAAAAGUGA
Messenger RNA from Kalmanozyma brasiliensis GHG001, 1626 nucleotides. Its product is annotated as Nop domain protein. The coding region runs from base 1 to 1626 and encodes 541 amino acids. Gene Ontology annotation, molecular function: snoRNA binding. Lineage: Eukaryota; Fungi; Basidiomycota; Ustilaginomycetes; Ustilaginales. Gene Ontology annotation, cellular component: small-subunit processome; box C/D methylation guide snoRNP complex. The transcript has a single exon. The record is from RefSeq and is a predicted model, not a curated record.